Sorghum bicolor (sorghum) is the source of this 1626-nucleotide messenger RNA. RefSeq lists its product as uncharacterized. The coding region runs from base 1 to 1626 and encodes 541 amino acids. The record is from RefSeq and is a predicted model, not a curated record. Gene Ontology annotation, molecular function: nucleic acid binding. The transcript has 4 exons. Lineage: Eukaryota; Viridiplantae; Streptophyta; Magnoliopsida; Poales; Poaceae.
AUGCCUGGGUUACAAAUUGAUUUGAAUGAUGUGCCAUAUGAACCUGGCGACUGGUAUCCUGUAGAUUGGGAUGACAUUGUUGAGUAUGCUGGGCCAGCAAACCAACUUGAUUAUGAUAUGGUUUGGGACGAUGGCAGCCAAGCAUUUGGCGAGGAAGAAGAUGAAGUUGAUGCAGCGGGAAUGCAAGGAGAUGGAGUCGGUGGUCUGCAAAGAGAUAGCCAGCAAGAAGAUGUAGUUGUUGCUGCAACUGAUGGUCUGCAAGGAGAUGUACAAGAUGACGUUGCAGCAGGAGUGCAAGGAGAUGGCGAGCAAGGAGAGCAAGUUGAUACUGCAACUGUAGGCGAGCAAGGACAGCAAGAUUCUAGCAACAAGAAAAGAAAGUACUAUCCUGAUGACCUAAAGAUCAACAUUUACUUAGAAUUGUUGGCAAGAACGGAUCCUCCUAUUCUUCGUCGUGGAGUUACAAAGGCAGUUUCUGAGAAGUUUGGUGUCCCACUACGAGUUGUGCAGCAAAUUUGGCAAAACGGACAGAGUGGUGGAAUAAAAAAAAUUGUGAACCAGUACUCUAGUAACUGUGGUCGAAAAAGAGUACAAGUAGAUUUAGAGGCAAUAAAAGACAUCCCACUAAGAAAGCGCACUACCUUGCGUGAACUUGCUGCUGCCUUAGGUGUUAAGAAGAGCACGCUUCACAAUCGUUUUAAAGAAGGAUAUUUUCGUCGACACACUAACGAUCUCAAGUUUAGUUUGACUGAUGAAAACAAAAAAGCACGCGUCAAGUAUUGUUUGUCAAUGAUGAAUGGCUUAUCCUUCAAAGAGUUGUACAAUGUUGUUUACAUCGAUGAAAAGUGGUUCUAUAGGACUCGUAAGAACCAGAAAUAUUACCUCGCCAACGAUGAAGCAAGGCCAGAACGUUCAGUUAAAAGCAAGAAUUUCAUUGCGAAAGUCAUGUUCCUAGCUGUGGUUACUCGGCCACGAUUUGAUGAGAAUGGUCAUUGCACAUUUGAUGGAAAAUUAGGGGUUUUUCCCUUUGUCAAAAUAGAACCUGCAAAGAGAUGGAGUCCAAACAGGGAUAGAGGUGCACCAGUAACAAAAGCCAUGACAUCAGUGACCAAGGAAGUUAGCCGAGAGUUUAUGCUGAACAAGGUUCUACCUGCUAUAAAAGCCAAGUGGCCGGCCGAGGAAAGAGGAUUGCCCAUCUUCAUCCAACAAGACAAUGCCAAGACCCAUAUCGCCGUCGACGACCCUGCAUUUGUGCAAGCUGCCCAAGCUGAUGGUUGGGACAUAAGGCUAACUUGCCAACCUCCCAAUUCACCUGAUCUUAACGUAUUGGACCUUGGUUUUUUUGCUGCAAUCCAAGCAUUGUUUGAGAAAGGAACACCUAACAACAUUAACGACAUUGUGAAAAAGGUUGAUGAGGCAUAUAAGAACUACCCAGUGGAUAGGUCCAAUAGAAUUUUUCUAACCCAGCAGGGUUGCAUGAUGGAGAUCAUGAAGCAUAACGGUGGCCAGCACUACAACAUUCCACACAUGAAGAAGAGGACCCUUGAGCUGCAAGGACGUCUCCCCAUCACUUUGAAGUGCCCUUUGCAGCUUCAUAGUCAAGCUAUGGAAUUUGUUGCAGCUUAG